Trifolium pratense (red clover) is the source of this 2391-nucleotide messenger RNA. Its product is annotated as protein LONGIFOLIA 1. The record is from RefSeq and is a predicted model, not a curated record. Gene Ontology annotation, biological process: regulation of monopolar cell growth. The transcript is spliced from 4 exons. Bases 223 to 2172 code for a protein of 649 amino acids. Lineage: Eukaryota; Viridiplantae; Streptophyta; Magnoliopsida; Fabales; Fabaceae.
CUGGUGUGGCGUUUUAAAGACGAGAAAAGCGGGAGUGUAGAAUAAAAGGGUGACCACAUACCAUACCAGAUACAGAUACAGUGUUGAGAAACAGAGUGAGUGAGUGAGGAAAAGAGAAAGAGAACGUGAAAAACUGAAAAAUGGAGAAGAAGAAUCCUUCACACUGAGAGAAACAAACAAACAAACAAAUCAAAGACUAAAACAGAGAAAAGACAAUACAAAAUGGGAAAAAAGGAUCGAAAGAUCCAGAAACAUCUUCAAAACCAAAUGGGAUGCAUGUCAGGUUUCUUACAUAUCUUCGAUCGCCAUCAAUUAUUCCCCGGAAAACGCAUCUACACCGUUAAAACACUCCCUUCCCCAAAAUCAACGGAACCGGAAACAAACGGUAACUCACCAGCUGAAUCAGAAUCAACACCAGAAACAACCCAAACACCACAACCAGAAAAACCGUCUCAACCGGUUCACCGAGUUUUUGAUUUCAAAGAAGGAACAAGAUCUCCAUGGAAAUUCACCAGAGAAGCACCAAGACUAUCAUUAGACAGCAGAGCAGUUAUAGAUGCAAAAGGAACUAUUCAAAUUCACUCAAAAGAUGAAGAAAAACGACGUCGUUCGACUUCAACUAGCGUCGUUGCAAAACUCAUGGGUCUUGAAGACUCUGAUCCCAACCCUAAGCUCCAAAAAUCUGCUUCGGAAUCAAGAGCUCACAGAGAUCUAUCACAACAACAACAGUAUCGUUUCUUUGACAGUACAAAUUUCCAGUUAAAGCAAUUCGAAAAUGCUUCAUCGUUUUCAUCGUUAAACAACAGUGUUUCAGAUCUAAACAUGAAAACAGAACAAGUCAGAGGAAUUACAACGAAACAAAGGAAGAUUUUCUAUGAUUCUGCAGACUUUUUUCCUGGUCCGAAACAGAGUACUGUUUCUGUUUCUGUUCAAGGUGAGAUUGAAAAAAGGUUGAAGAUGCGUGGGAUUCAUGAACCUUCUAAAGAUCUUGAUACAUUGAAACAAAUUCUUGAAGCUUUGCAGCUUAAAGGUCUCUUACAUACCAAGAAAUUAACAAAUCAUAGAAACUUUGUAAUCGAGAAUGUGAAUGAUUCUCAUUCUCCGAUUGUGGUUAUGAAACCAGGAAGAUCAAUUAACCGAACCGGUUCGAGUUGGACCGGUUACGAUUCUCCACCACCAGCUUCGACUUUCCGGUCCAAGGUUAAAACUCGUCCGGAUCACAUUCAAUCACAGAUCAAAAAUAGAAACCACGUGAACUCCCCCACGCGCACUCCUAAUUGCGUGAGAAAGGUUACUCCGGUUCAUUCCUCGAGAAAUGAACCGGACCGGAAAACACCGAACCGGUCACCAAAGAUGAGAAAGAAGACGGUAACAGAAGAUGAAUCUUCAACCGUUUCUGAUAGCUCUUCACAUACCGAUACAGAGAGGUUGAUUAAGGAGCAAUACAGAGAAGGGAAGGAAUUACUGCAGAGGUGUGAUAAGUUACUGAACAGUAUAGCGGAAAUAACUGAGUUACAACAACCGAGUCCAGUAUCGGUACUUGACUCGUCGUUUUACAAGGAUGACUCGUCGUGUUCACCGUCACCGGUAAUGAAACGAUGCAUUGAAUAUAAAGAUCUAGGAGCAGAGUCAGAAGAUGAAACAUGGAGUGUGGCAACAUUGUAUUGCAAUGAUGCCAAGUCAGAGGAUUGCGAUUUCAUAUACAUUUCGGAAGUACUACGUGCUUCUAAUUACUUGCCGGAAGACAAUGACAUGUUCUUGUUACUAGAACAACAACAGUACCUUAAGGGAAACGACACUUCCAAAGUUUCCACUCUUCAAAGACGAUUAAUCUUCGACACAAUACAUGAGAUCCUCAACCGUAAACGCCGUUUGCCACCAUGGAAGUUGGAGAUAACGCCAUCAUUAAAUCUGACUUGGUCAGAAUUUCGGAGGAUCCAAGAAAGAGAGGAAUCGGAGGACAUGUUCGAGGUUAUAUGUGGAGUGUUGAGAAAGGACAUGUGUGGAGAGAAUGAAUGGGGUGAAUGCGACGUGGAAAUUGGAGAUGUUGUGUUGGCCGUCGAACGGUUCAUAUUCAAAGAUCUUAUCGAAGAAACCAUUAGAGAUUUAGCGUUGUGUAAUAAGGUACCACGUAACAAAGUUUCGAUGCUCCGUAGGAAGCUAGAGUUUUAAAAUUAUUAGGACAAAACAAAAAGGAGGGAAAAAAGAGCAAAGUGAUAAAUAUAAUAACACAUGGAAAAAAUGGAGGAGGUUUCUUUUAUUUUGGUUUGCUUGCUUUUCCCUUUUCUUUAGAAACCCCAUAGUCUAAUCACUUUCUAAUUAUUAUAUGUAUGUUUUAAUGGUAGAAUCAGGAGGUUUAAACCUGAAAUCAAGGCAUGUUUAACGAUGACA